This is a messenger RNA of Rotaria sp. Silwood2, 1383 nucleotides long. NCBI's taxonomy places the organism in Eukaryota, Metazoa, Rotifera, Eurotatoria, Philodinida, Philodinidae. The record is from the annotation of a GenBank genome assembly.
AUGAUAUCACGAGCGGUUGAUCUUGUCGCUCGAAAAUUAGCUGGCUUUGAUACGGAAACCAUUGCUCGUUUAACACAAGUUUUAAGUGAAGAAGCACAAAAGAUGUCUGAAGAACUUCAAUAUUCAGGUCAAAAUGUUGAUUCAGAUAUUUUAGCAGCAAAAUUAGAAGGACUUGUAGCACGAAUGAAAUAUGAAAUUCGUAAUCAGGGUCCUGAUCCAUCACCACAUGAGUUUCCUAUUUUUAAUGUUUCUCACAAUGCAGCCGCACCUUAUCCUAAUCCAAUCAAUCAUCUAUAUGACAAACGUUACAAAGAAGCUUAUUCAACUUUUAUUAAACAAAAUCAACCUACACCUCCAACUUCUCGAAAGACUGAACCUUCAACUCCAACAUCACCUGCUGCACCACUUCCAUCAAAACCAACAACAAAUCCUGAAACUUCUUCAUAUGGAAAUUAUCCACAAGGUCAAUAUCAACAACAAUCAAAUAAUCAAACACAACAAUCUACUAAUGCUUUGCCUACUUCUCGUCAACCACCAACUGGAGGUUGGUCUUAUAUGAAUCCAUAUGCAACAAUGCCUCGUUCACAUGCUGCCUAUUAUCAACAACAAGCUUCGAAACCAAUGCAACCGCUUACAGAACAUUCAUCUACUAAUACGGCUACUCCAAGAAUUCGACGUUCAUCAACAAGUGAAGAUUUACAUUCACAUAACUUAUCUCGUUCAGCAAGUAGUGAUGCAUUAAAUUAUGUAACAGAUAAUGGUAGAGAAAAAAUUCGAGUUCGUGUUAUUAAUGGUAAUUCUGCUUCAUCAUCUAUAGAUCCAUACAUGAAUAAACUUCCUGAUAAUCAUUUUAAUACAAAAAGAUCAAUAUUAAAAUCCACUGGUGAUGAUGAUGAUAAUAAACAAAUGGUAACAACACGAAAAAUAUAUACGGCACCAGACACAGAAAUAGGUACAGAAACACUACAAGAUUUAUUCAAAGUUGUUGAUAAACAAAAAUCAAAUUCAACGCAAUCAACAUCAUCACCAAUGAAAGAACGUAUAAUUAUUAUUGAUCGACGUGAUCGAAAUACACCAGACAAUAAUUUAAACUCAUCUGGACAAGAUCGUGUUCGUACAUUUGAAAUUCGUUCAUCAACUACUGAAGUACCACCAUCAACACCAUCACCACUACCACCUGUUAGUACUUCAACUCCAGUUCCAACGUCUACUAAUUCUUCAAAUGGAUAUGCAUUGCAACAGCCCAACUAUUAUACAGGUCAACAACUAUUUUAUCAACAACCGAAUAUGUAUAUGUCUGCACCAACCCAUGUAUAUCCUGGCGGAACACCUUAUGUUGCAGGUGUUAAUAACUAUUAUCCAUAUGCAUACUUUCGGUAUUAA